AUGGUUGAAAAUCCUGCGAAAUGGCUUGUUUUCGUUCUAACAAGCUAUCUAGCUUUCAAUGUUGUCAUUUCCAUGAACACCCCAUUAACAAGAAAGACUUACAUUGUUCAAAUGGAUAAGUCUGCGAAGCCUGAACACUUCACUGACCACCUUGAAUGGUAUUCAUCCAAAGUACAGUCAGUAUUGUCUGAGCCUGCAAAUGAAGGCAAUGCUGAUGAGGAGGAUAGGAUAGUUUAUAGCUAUGAGACUGUCUUUCAUGGAGUUGCUGCCAAGUUGAAUGAAGAAGAAGCUGCAAGGCUAGAGGAAGCAGAUGGAGUAGUGGCUGUUUUCCCAGAGACUAAAUAUGAACUACACACAACAAGAAGCCCCAUGUUCCUUCGGCUAGAACCUGAAGACAGCACAAGUGUCUGGUCUGAAAAACUUGCAGACCAUGAUGUCAUAGUGGGAGUGCUGGACACGGGGAUUUGGCCAGAGAGUGAGAGCUUCAAUGACACAGGCAUGACCCCAGUGCCCGCUCAUUGGAAUGGGAUGUGUGAGACAGGCAGGGCUUUUCAGAAGCAUCAUUGUAAUAGAAAAAUUGUCGGCGCAAGAGUCUUCUACAAAGGAUAUGAAUCUGCUACUGGAAAAAUCAAUGAGCAAAAUGAGUAUAAAUCACCAAGAGAUCAAGAUGGUCAUGGAACUCACACAGCAGCUACUGUUGCUGGCUCUCCAGUUCAUCGAGCAAAUCUAUUGGGCUAUGCUUACGGAACUGCAAGAGGGAUGUCACCUGGGGCUAGAAUUGCAGCUUACAAGGUUUGCUGGGCUGGUGGAUGUUUCAGCUCAGAUAUUCUGUCUGCAGUUGAUAGAGCAGUAGCUGAUGGAGUGAAUGUCUUGUCCAUAUCUUUGGGUGGUGGGGUUUCGUCUUACUACCGCGACAGUUUGUCCAUAGCUGCCUUUGGAGCAAUGGAGAUGGGUGUUUUUGUUUCAUGCUCAGCAGGAAAUGGAGGGCCUGACCCUGCCAGCCUCACUAAUGUCUCACCAUGGGUCACCACCGUUGGUGCUAGCACCAUGGACAGGGAUUUUCCGGCCACUGCCAGACUAGGAACAGGCAGAACUCUAUCUGGAGUUUCACUUUAUAAAGGCCGAAUGGUUUUGUCUACAAAGAAGCAAUAUCCUCUAGUUUACAUGGGUAGCAACUCAAGCGGCCCUGACCCAAGCUCAUUGUGCUUGGAAGGAACUCUAAAUCCUCGUGUUGUCGCCGGAAAGAUUGUGAUCUGUGACCGCGGUAUUAGUCCUCGAGUUCAAAAGGGGCAGGUAGCAAAAGCAGCAGGAGCAGUAGGCAUGAUUCUGUCAAACACAGCAGCAAAUGGAGAGGAGCUAGUUGCAGAUUGUCACCUGCUUCCAGCAGUUGCAGUUGGAGAGAAAGAAGGGAGACUGAUCAAGCGUUAUGCUUCAACCAGCCGAAAUGCAACCGCAACUCUAGCUUUUCUCGGUACAAGAUUGGGAAUCAAGCCUUCUCCAGUAGUGGCAGCAUUUUCAUCCCGAGGACCAAACUUGCUGACUCUUGAGAUUCUGAAACCUGAUAUUGUUGCACCUGGUGUGAACAUAAUUGCCGCUUGGACUGGUGUUUUGGGUCCAUCAAGUUUGCCAACAGAUCGCAGGAGAGUAAAGUUCAACAUACUCUCUGGAACUUCCAUGUCCUGCCCACAUGUUAGUGGAAUUGCUGCCUUGCUUAAGGCUAGACACCCAGAAUGGAGUCCAGCAGCGAUCAAAUCUGCACUGAUGACAACAGCUUAUGUUCAUGAUAACACACGCCAUCCAUUGAAGGAUGCUUCAGCGGCUACCCCUUCCAACCCUUACGAUUAUGGUGCAGGACACAUAAACCCGAUGAAAGCUCUAGACCCAGGUCUGAUUUACGACAUUGAGCCCCAGGACUACUUUGAUUUUCUCUGCACACAGAAGCUUACUCCAACACAGCUGAAAGUUUUCGGCAAGCACGCAAACAGGUCUUGUCGACAUUCUCUAGCAAAUCCAGGGGAUUUGAACUAUCCAGCUAUCUCACCAGUUUUUCCAGAUGAUACAUCCAUUAAAGUUUUGACCCUUCACAGAACUGUCACCAAUGUUGGCCUUCCGACUUCAAAAUACCAUGCAGUGGUCUCACCAUUCAAAGGAGCAACAGUCAAAGUUGAACCAGAAAUCCUCAACUUCACUAGAAAAAAUCAGAAACUAUCUUACAGGAUCAUCUUCAUCACAAAGAUUAGGCAAACAAUGCCUGAGUUUGGAGGAUUGGUUUGGAAGGAUGGAACGCACAAAGUAAGAAGCCCAAUUGUUAUCACUUGGUUGGCACCACUUUUAUAA
Dovyalis caffra is the source of this 2337-nucleotide messenger RNA. The record is from the annotation of a GenBank genome assembly. Lineage: Eukaryota; Viridiplantae; Streptophyta; Magnoliopsida; Malpighiales; Salicaceae.